AUGGCUCAUAGUCUCUUGUCCAAUGACUUGUGUUAUAGCGAAAGAAGUGAUGAGGUGAGUGGUCUUGAUCUGAGUCUCUCAGCCAUGGCUUGCUAUCCAAACCCUUUUCUUCCCAUUUUGGAAAACUCUGCGUCCACUUGGUUCCGGACAUUUUCGGAAGAAAAUAGGAACCAUAAGAGGCUCAAAAGAACAAUGAGUGUUGCUGAGUCAGUUGGAAGCAAUGGUAGCCUCUACAGCAAUGGAAGCACCAAUAAUAGCAGCUGCAUUCUCCCGAAAAGCAGCAGCACUAGUAGCUUGAGUAGUUUGACUAGGCUGCAAUUCCGGGACCAUAUAUGGACUUACACACAGAGAUACCUAGCAGCUGAGGCUGUCGAGGAGGCUGCAGCCGCGAUAAUUGGCUCCCAGGAUGGUGAUCAAUUCGGGGAGGAUGGAUCACAGGAUGGAAUGAGGCUUGUUCAGCUUCUGAUUUCGUGUGCUGAGGCAGUGGCUUGUCGUGACAAGUCACAUGCCUCAGCUUUGUUGUCAGAGCUCCGGUCCAAUGCUCUAGUGUUUGGCUCUUCUUUCCAGCGCGUGGCGUCCUGCUUUGUCCAGGGGCUGGCUGACCGGCUGUCUCUGGUUCAACCACUAGGGACUGUUGGUUUUGUCGCGCCCACCAUGAACAUAAUGGACAUUGCCUCGGAGAGGAAGGACGAGGCUUUACGCCUUGUGUACGAAAUUUGCCCACAUAUCCAGUUCGGACACUUUGUGGCCAAUGCUGCAGUAUUGGAAGCCUUUGAGGGAGAGAGUUUUGUCCAUGUGGUGGACUUGGGUAUGACCCUUGGUUUGCCACAUGGACAACAAUGGCGCGGACUAAUCCAGAGCCUGUCCAACCGUGCUGGCCAGCCACCACGCCGCCUCAGGAUCACAGGGGUUGGCCUUUGUGUUGAAAAGUUCCAAACCAUUGGCGACGAGCUUGAGGCUUUUGCAGAAGGAUUGGGUAUAAAUUUGGAGUUUUCCAUGGUGGAAAGUAACUUGGAAAACCUAAAACCCGAAGACAUCAAAACGCUUGAUGGCGAAGUGCUUGUAGUCAAUAGCAUUUUGCAGUUGCAUUGCGUGGUGAAGGAAAGCCGUGGGGCUUUAAACUCGGUUCUGCAGAUGAUCCAUGAGCUCUCUCCCAAGGUCCUAGUCCUCGUGGAGCAGGACUCGAGCCACAAUGGACCUUUCUUUCUUGGGAGGUUCAUGGAAGCACUCCACUAUUAUUCAGCAAUUUUUGACUCCCUUGAUGCAAUGCUACCUAAGUAUGACACAAGGCGUGCAAAGAUGGAGCAGUUCUACUUUGCGGAGGAGAUUAAGAACAUUGUGAGCUGUGAGGGGCCGGCAAGGGUGGAAAGGCACGAGAGGGUGGACCAGUGGCGAAGGAGAAUGAGCCGAGCUGGUUUCCAGCCUGCGCCAAUUAAGAUGGUGGCUCAGGCAAAGCAAUGGCUGGGGAAGAUCAAGAUUUGUGAUGGUUACACCAUUGUGGAGGAGAAGGGUUGCUUGGUUCUUGGGUGGAAAUCAAAGCCGAUUGUCGCGGCUUCUUGCUGGAAAUGCUGA
Cornus florida is the source of this 1572-nucleotide messenger RNA. RefSeq names its product GRAS family protein RAD1-like. The transcript has a single exon. Gene Ontology annotation, biological process: regulation of DNA-templated transcription. Lineage: Eukaryota; Viridiplantae; Streptophyta; Magnoliopsida; Cornales; Cornaceae. Gene Ontology annotation, cellular component: nucleus. Gene Ontology annotation, molecular function: sequence-specific DNA binding; DNA-binding transcription factor activity. The record is from RefSeq and is a predicted model, not a curated record. Bases 1 to 1572 code for a protein of 523 amino acids.